This is a messenger RNA of Micropterus salmoides (largemouth bass), 1083 nucleotides long. It is a transcript of the gene mrpl24, whose product is annotated as mitochondrial ribosomal protein L24. Gene Ontology annotation, biological process: translation. The record is from RefSeq and is a predicted model, not a curated record. NCBI's taxonomy places the organism in Eukaryota, Metazoa, Chordata, Actinopteri, Centrarchiformes, Centrarchidae. Gene Ontology annotation, cellular component: mitochondrion; ribosome. The transcript has 6 exons. The coding region runs from base 95 to 745 and encodes 216 amino acids. Gene Ontology annotation, molecular function: structural constituent of ribosome; RNA binding.
UGCAGCUAGGCCACACCCUCCUGUCCACUAGGGGGCACUGCUUGCUGAUGUUGGUGUCGGUGCUAUUACAUGUGACAUUGACAACAGAGGCACAAUGAGGCUGACCGCUCUCCUGUCGAUGGCAGCCAGGGUUGUGGUGCCCAAAGAUUUCCGCUACGGCACCAACAGACCGUGGACUCCUGCUUCUAAGAGACUGAAUCCUCCGGGGAAGAAGAGGAGAAAGGUGUUUGUGGAGCCUUUAGCACCAGAGGACUGGUGUUUGCUCAGAGGGGACACAGCUGAGAUUCUCGCAGGGAAGGACAAAGGAAAGCAAGGAAAAGUGAUCCAAGUCUUCAGACACAGGAACUGGGUUAUGCUGGAGGGGCUGAACACACAUCACAGGUAUGUUGGAAAAACCGGGGAUUACCGUGGGACCUACAUUGCCAGUGAGGCUCCUAUUUUGCUCCGUGAUGUCGCCCUCAUUGACCCCUCAGACAGGAAGCCCACUGAGGUAGAGUGGAGAUACACAGAGCAGGGCGAGAGAGUCCGAGUUUCUCUCAGGACUGGUCGAAUCAUCCCGAAACCUGUUGUGGAGCGACGAGAUGGCAUCGUGCCACAGCAGUGGAAAGAUGGUCCCAAAGACACCAGUCCAGAAGACACUCUAGAAAAGACCUAUGUACCAUCUCUGAAAACCCUGGAGGAGGAAGUCAUGGAGAAACUGGGUAUACAGGAGAACAAGAGGCACCGAAGGUCCUACUGGUACUGAGAAGGGAAAUCGGAGACACUCGGGCCCAAUUGUGCUAUCCGGUUUUCACAGGGAUUCUGAAGACACCAUGGUGGGAUGGGAGUCCAGCUGAAUGACAAAUCAAAAAGAGACUGUGUGAGGAUGGCAUGAGUUUGGCUUAUGGACUGUAAAAUACUGGUGCAACAUGCAUAUUACUAAGAAACAUUUAUUUUUUAUUGCAAACAUGUCAAGGCGGGGAAACAGAUGUGCAACAAAGCUGAUAACAGACCUGCAACUUAAAUGUUUCCUGAAUGGAUGCAGAUUCAGUUAUUUUCUGUUUAUUUGUAAUUUUGUGAAUAAAUGUCACUAGUAAACAAAUA